AACAGCCUCAAUUCGUCGGGGCGUGGACUCUACAAGGUGUCAAAAGCAUUCCAAAGGGAUGCUGGCCGAUUUGAUUUAUUGACUCCAAUGCUUGUCACAGUUGUGUCAAGUUGGCUGGAUAUCCUUUGGGUGGUGGCUCAUUCGUGAUACACACGGGAAACGGUUGAGUGUGAAAAACCCAGCAGCUUUGCAGUUCUUUACACACUCAAAACCAGCGCACCUGGCACCUACAACCAUACCAUGUUCAAAGGCACUUAAAUAUUUUGUCUUGCCCAUUCACCCUCUGAAUGGCACACAUACAUAAUCCAUGUCUCAAGGCUUAAAAAUCCUUCUUUAACUAGUCUUCUCUCCUUCAUCUACAUUGAUUGAAGUGGAUUAAACAGGUGGCAUCAAUAAGGGGUCUUAGACUAUCCAGAUGAAAUCUAUUACAUGGAAAGAGCAGGCAUCCUAAUGUUUCGUGCACUCAGUGUGUAUAUAUGUGUGCCUUAAAAACCCUAAGAAAAUAACCUCUUAAUGUUAAUCAGCUAUAGUUAAUGUAGUAAGCAAUAGUUACUUGAAAUAUAUAAUUCAAUUACGUUUAUUUUAAGUUUACAUUAAUCUAGUUGUACUCUCUACAUGCAGACUAGAACAGAACCUCGUUUUUACCUGGCCAGGCAAGGCCGGUGAUAAUUAUACCAAUUUUGAAGGGCUAUUGUAGUCUUAUAUUUACGGUAGUACAUAUUUAUCUCACGUGUUGAAGGGAAGCGCGAUUGCAAUUGCGCACGCAUCUCACAAGCAAUAUUGUUGCAAUUUGUCAACAUCUACUGAUUGUUUGUUGCACAUUAGCUCGGAAAUUGGAGACUUUACUUAGCACAGAGAAUACAAAUUCUGUAAUUUGGACUGGACAAGAUGGCCAGCUGCCAUUUUCAGGCGCAGUUGGUAUCUAUUAUGGAGGUAUUAGCUAAAGCAGCUGUAGCAGAAAUAAACAAACGGGUUGAUGAUAGCUGUGCAGUUAUACGUUUGGAAAUGACCCAAAGCCAGCGAGAUAUUGAUGUACUGAAAAGGAAGUGUCAAAUGAUGGAGGGGGAGCUGAAGAAAACACGAGUCAGGAGAAAAGUUUUUUACCCCAUGGCAUCAGCAAGAUCUUCAUAUCCAGUCAAGAUUGUUUUGAACAAGCAGAGGAGUAACUCACAGUGGAGAGAUGGAGAGGACUCUCAACCCCAGCCUACAGAUGUGGAGCAGAGAGCAGAGACUGAACCAAUACUGAUCAAAGAUGAGGAGACGGCAGAGGAUGUGUGGAAAACGGACCCUCAGGAAGAGCUCAGGAUCACUGGAGAGGAGUCUGGUUCCAAGCCUGGGCAACCACCAUCCUUUGAGCAACGGCAUUGUGAUGUGGACUUCAUCACACAACCCAACAUGUCUCCUGAAGACUCAGUGGAACAUUACCCCAAUUCUGAUGGUCCAGAGGAACCAGGCACACCCCAGCUCACAUCUACAGACGUUUUCAGCACAGAGCAGCACCGGCCAGAUGAGGACUCACAAGAGCUAGUGAUGGUGAAGGAUGAGAAAGAGGAGGAGCUGGAUCAGACCACGACCCUCACAGGACCUGACCAGUUUGUCAUGGAUGAGACUGAUGGGCAGCUGUGGACCUCUGUGGAUCCAGGCAGAGACACUGACCCUGAUGGCCAUCAAAUUUUCUCAUUUCAUGCCUCAGAAGAGUACUCUCAGAAUAUCUCUUUUUUCCCAUCUCAUUGUGGGCUGCCAUCCGUUCCUACUAUGACAGAUGAUGUAGGGCCAUCGGUUCAUUCUAGAGGGAAACCACAUGCUAACAUGUUCAGUGCAGCAGCACACAUGAAAAGACAUGUCAGGACAUUGGCUGAUGAGACUAGACAACAGAUGCCAGCAGAACAGAGCAGUGAGACGCUGAACUCUAAUAAUGAUGGAAAUAGUUUAGCUCUACAGCCAAGGCAGCAUCAGCACAGGGCUUCAGAAGCAACAGUGAGAAUGAGUGAGUGCAUGACAGGGUCAAACAUGGCCACCACCUCCACCUUCUCUGGAUACAGUCUGAGUCGCAGUAGUUUUAACAUGGUGAAGAGAAUGAGGACUCAGUGGAGGUCGGGCGGCACCACUGAGAGGCGUUUCAGAGAGAAACCGCACACCUGCGAACAGUGUGGCAGGAGUUUCACCAAGCAGUGGAACCUGAUCAGACAUGCUGUGGUCCACAGCGGGGAGAAGCCCUACGAGUGCACACAGUGUGGGAAAUGCUUCACCCGGCGCUCCAGUAUGAAGUCACAUCAGAGAACUCACAUAGGAGAGAGUCCAGUGUCUCAAAAUGUUGUACCCCGAUACCCCUUGGAUCCACACACAAGUGUUAUGUUGUCUCAGGCCAGGUGGAAUAAAUAGGGACAUAAUUGCAUACUUUCUAUGUGAAAAUGUGGUCGGUAUUUAGGAUGUACAGAGACAUUUUACAAUAUUUUU
Molecule: messenger RNA, 2457 nt
Organism: Oncorhynchus mykiss (rainbow trout)
Lineage: Eukaryota; Metazoa; Chordata; Actinopteri; Salmoniformes; Salmonidae
Source: RefSeq, a predicted model, not a curated record